GUCGCCUGUCUUAGAUUGGUUUCCCACCUCUCCAGAAUUUCGAAUCCUUAUUCUCUCUAAACCCCGGUUGCUUCUUUGCUCGCGCGCGACGGACAGAGCAAGUAUGAGAACUGUGAAGCGGGAACGCAAUACUAGCAGCGCAGCCCUCGGAAUGGGAAGGGUCAGCAGUGGAGGAGGAGGAGGUGGAAGAAGGGACCGAGUUCUCAGGGAAAUAAAGCGGGAGCAAAUCCGAGUUAACUCGGAGACGGCGACGGCUGCCGAGGAGGAGCCGCGUGUCGAAGAACGGAGAAUCCUUCGCUCCAAGUAUCGAGCCCUGCGCCAUAGAAUUGACGAGGAGAAGGACGAUUUGACGAAUGUGGAUUCGAAGAUGUUCAAUUCGUUCAUCAAGGAGUGGAGUUUGACACUCUGCAUAAACACGCCCAGGGAGCAGGUUGCUGAUGCUGAGGCAUUGCUGGGAUUAACUACCACGUUGGUUACCUCUGUGAAGUCGCGUUCGAGUGAAGGUAUUACAGUUGGAGGGUUUGUGGCUCAAUUGAUCAACUCUUUUGGGCAAUCCACACCGACAUUGGGCGAUGAAGAGAACUCCCCAGUUUCAAUCAGGUGGAAGGAGAUUGGGCUAUUUGUUUCUCCUGCGUUUAAGAGUUGCAGUGGGUUCAGCACCAUGUUUGGGCCAAUGAACACUGAGAUGAAACAAAGGAAGCAUAAUGUAACUCAGAGGCCUCGAACGAGGCUGGGGCAAAGUACACGUCCUAAAGAAGUUGAUGAUACUGGGGCAGAAGAGAGAACAGAUACUGAUAAAAAUAUGGCUGCUAUGUUUGGGAUCUUAAAGAUCAAGAAACGUGCAAGGCUUGAUUGUUUGAUCCUAAAUAGGAAAUCGUUUGCCCAGACUGUGGAGAACCUGUUUGCACUUUCUUUCUUGGUGAAAGAUGGCAGAGUUGAGAUUGUUGUGGAUGAAGAUAGCAAUCAUUUCGUCUUACCAAGAAAUGCACCAGCUUCUGAGUCUGUAAUGUCGAAGGAGGUAGCAUACAGGCAUUUUGUCUUCAGAUUUGGCUUCAGAGAUUGGCAGAUGAUGAUGGCUGGGGUACUUGAUGGUGAAGAACUCAUGCCCAAUAGAGAUACAGACUCCUCUGCUGCUGACAUGAGCCAAGAUUCUGCUGCUGACAAUAUGGGCCCAGGUACUACUGGCCACACUGAAGGCGCACAACCUCGAACACCAAUACGUAAACUGACCAGAAACCGUGGGCUUGUUGUCCAAAAUGACACAGUGGAGGAGACUCCACAACCACAAGAAGAAGAGGAAGAUGAAACUGGUGCUCGAAAUGGCCUCCAUCAAUGUAAGCGUAGACUUGUAUAAGGGAGACAAUGUGGGUUUUAUGUGUAUUACAUAUUUAUUUAUAUUAGAUCUUACGCAGUUGACUGUAUGGUUGUGUUUGGGUUACAACAUUCAAUUUGGAUCUGUCUUGAUCUGGUGUCUAACAUAAAUAAAAUAGCCUGAUGAAACGUACACUAUUUAUUUAGUUCUUGCUGGAAUGGACUUGGGUUUUGACUUUUGAGCCAUAGGAAGUCUUAGGAUCCAUCGUUUGAUUGUAAAAAAGAGGGCAGAGUUGU
This is a messenger RNA of Linum trigynum, 1608 nucleotides long. The record is from the annotation of a GenBank genome assembly. Lineage: Eukaryota; Viridiplantae; Streptophyta; Magnoliopsida; Malpighiales; Linaceae.